GGGAGAGCGGAUAUAGUGAAUGCGGGGUCCGGGGAGAGCGGAUAUAGUAAAUGCGGGGUCCGGGGAGAGCGGAUAUAGUGAAUGCGGGGUCCGGGGAGAGCGGAUAUAGUGAAUGCGGGGUCCGGGGAGAGCGGAUAUAGUGAAUGCGGGGUCCGGGGAGAGCGGAUAUAGUGAAUGCGGGGUCCGGGGAGAGCGGAUAUAGUGAAUGCGGGGUCCGGGGAGAGAGCGGGUAUAGUGAAUGCGGGGUCCGGGGAGAGGGGGAUAUAGUGAAUGCGGGGUCCGGGGAGAGCGGAUAUAGUGAAUGCGGGGUCCGGGGAGAGAGCGGGUAUAGUGAAUGCGGGGAGAGCGGAUAUAGUGAAUGCGGGAUCCGG
Molecule: messenger RNA, 371 nt
Organism: Staurois parvus
Lineage: Eukaryota; Metazoa; Chordata; Amphibia; Anura; Ranidae
Source: the annotation of a GenBank genome assembly